Molecule: messenger RNA, 6175 nt
Organism: Electrophorus electricus (electric eel)
Lineage: Eukaryota; Metazoa; Chordata; Actinopteri; Gymnotiformes; Gymnotidae
Source: RefSeq, a predicted model, not a curated record
UAUUUGUCAGCCUUUAGUUUCGGAAGCGUUUUUAAAGGCCGUACUGUUUCACGCAUAGGCUAAGUUCUUAGCUGAGAUUGUUUCACCCAUACUUCCCAUUGGGAAUCAGUAAAACAUAUAUCCAUCCUUCUAUCUGGACAUUCUUCGGAAAAGGGGCCUAAAACGAUGGAAAGGAAAAAGUACCGGAUUUUAAGGGAUAAGGGACAUGCUUCGCCCGGUCACUUCUUUUUUGAUGUGGUAAUGCUUUAUAUUUUUACACUUCGUCUGUUUAUUUUGUGGACUCCUUCUCCAAACUUCUUUGCCACGCUCUCUCGCUCUCUCUCCCCUCCGGUAAAGCGGAACGUGCGUUUCCUGUGGCUCGCGACCUGAUUGGCGCGUUCCCUUCCGGAGCGGCGGGGCGCGAGCGACAUCUGGAAGGGAGGAGAAGAGGAGACAGAGGAGGUAAAAGAAAGAAGGCAACGAUCGUUGACACUUGGGGUAGAGCAUUCCCUUGGCAUUAUCUGCGGCUCACUUUGAUUGGCUGAUACCCUGACUAUGCGCUGAUUGCACCAUGGCCCCUGAGACUCUUUGGAAAUACCCAGAAUCCUUGGCUCUGAUUUGCAGCACUAACCUCUGUUGAAUAAAGCCCACACCAGCCUUUCCAAGUCAUGAUGUCAGUCUGUGUACCCGCACCACAUAACCCUCCUUCUGUGGAUGUAGCCAAUUGCAACGGGCCCUCUGCAACUCCACCCACCUCCCUCAUCUUACGGUCCUCCCAUAACCAACUGCUUAGCGGCGAUGUAAUCAAACAGGGCCAAGCUACGCCCCCAAAGUGUCGGAAGAAAUACGCGCUUACUAGCAUCCAGAGCGCAAUGGGGCUCGGCGAUGGCCCAGCCCCGCCUUCAUCAUCUUCAUCAUCAUCAUCCUCUUCGUCCCUCACAGCCGCCGCAGCCAACCUCAAACUGGUGAAGAACGGCGCCAACCAGCUGCGCAAGGCAGCAGAGCUUCAGGACCAGAACAAGAACACGCCCAGCGGAGACCAGGACGAGAUGGUGGGUCACGAGACGAGCACCGACCACGAGCCGCUCGCCGAGUCAGAGAUGAGCCCCAGUAGGCGGAUGGAGUCCGACAACGGGCAUGAGCACGAGCAUGUCGAUGAGGAUGCAGGCGACUCCCUUAGCGACCGCAUCAAUGAGGAGGACUGCAGCCAUGAGUCCGAUGCCAACCCAUUUGAGGAGGACGAUGGCGACGAUGACCUGCUCAUCUUGUCGGAGAAAAUGGAGCACACUCUCGAUGUGAAGACCCCGUCCUGUCGGAAGGUGAAAAGCUUCCUGGAGUCACAUGGCGAUGACCCGCCGCCGGACGAGCCGACCACGUGUGAUGACGUCACUGAGCCAUUGCUGAAGGAGCGGGAGGACACCAGCCAUACAUCGCUGAGGAAACCACGCAGCCCAGAAGAUACGCCCCUGCUGUCGGUUGGCUCCUCCUCCUCUUCCUCGUCCUCCCCGGAGACGAAGAAGGACCGGCCCCGUACGGGUGCCAAAACAGACCGUGCGCUCAACCGCAUCCAGAAUCUUCCACACAGUGAUGAGGAAUCCAGCUGGACAACACUGUCACAGGACAGCGUGUCGCUGGGCUCGCCCGAGGAGACUGAUAUCUGGGGAGAGCAGUCGUUCCAGACAGACCCUGAUCUGCCCCCCGGAUGGAAGAUGAUGACAGACAUGGCUGGCGUUUAUUACUGGCACAUCCCCACAGGCACCACUCAGUGGGAGAAGCCUGAGCCCUGCCACAGUGCCCCAGCCCAAGCCCGCCAGCCCUCUUUGGGCUCACUCUCCCCAUCGCCCACGCCUGACCAAGAGAGCUCUCAUGCAGACGUGUUUUUCGGGGCGUCCUGCCGUUCAGGCAGCACCAUGUCCGACAGUUCCUCGGACCCCGUCCCGCUUGCCUCGACCUCCUCCUGCCUCGACCCAGCCCCUAUCCUGUUGUCCAACUCCUCCUCUUCCUCUGACGCCAACGUUCCCUCCUGCGGAUUCGUCAACAGCUGCUAUUAUCCCCGAUCCUCAUCGCUGCAGAUCUUGCCAGAGAAAGACCGGCACGCUGAGAAGACACAGCAUCGAGAGGAGGAUAAGAGACAGCCCUGGAGUGAUUUUGCAGUGGGAAAAAUUGAUAGUGAGAUCUGGAAGGAUCUGCAGGCUGCUACAGUGACCCCUGACCCCAGCCUCAAGGAGUUUGAAGGAGCAACUCUGCGCUAUGCCUCGCUCAAGUUACGAAAUCCUGCACCCGUGGAAGAUGACGACUCUAGUAGCAUUAACAGUGACCCUGAAGCCAAGUGCUUUGCGGUGCGCUCUUUGGGCUGGGUGGAGAUGGCCGAGGAGGACCUGGCCCCCGGCAAGAGCAGCGUGGCCGUGAACAACUGCAUCCGCCAGCUCUCCUACUGCAAGAACGACAUCAGAGACACAGUGGGCAUAUGGGGAGAGGGGAAGGAUAUGUACCUGAUUCUGGAGAACAACAUGCUGAACCUCGUUGACCCGAUGGACCGCAGCGUUCUGCACUCUCAGCCAAUUGCCAGCAUCCGCGUGUGGGGCGUCGGCCGCGACAACGGCAGAGAGAGGGAUUUUGCCUAUGUAGCACGUGACAAGGACACCCGGAUACUAAAGUGUCACGUGUUCCGCUGCGACACGCCUGCUAAAGCCAUCGCUACCAGCCUGCACGAGAUCUGUUCCCGGAUCAUGGCGGAGCGUAAGAAUGCCAAAGCUAUGACAGGAGGAUCGAUGCAGGACAGGAAUCACACAGGACUCGAUGUCCCCCUGCAAGCAGAGUUCCCCACACCAAAGACUGAACUGGUACAGAAGUUUCAGGUGCUGUACAUUGGCAUGAUGCCAGUAGCCAGACCAAUAGGCAUGGACAUGCUCAAUGGUGCAGUGGACAGCUUAAUGACGUCAUCAACCCGUGACGACUGGACUCCAGUGAUACUGAAUGUAGCCGACGCGACUGUCACUGUCAUCAAAGAGAAGGAGGAAGAGGAAGUCCUGGUGGAGUGCCGCGUGCGCUUCCUGUCGUUCAUGGGUGUGGGCCGGGACGUGCACUCCUUUGCUUUUAUCAUGGACACAGGCAGCCAGCGCUUCGAGUGCCACGUGUUCUGGUGCGAGCCCAACGCUGGCAGCGUAUCGGAGGCUGUGCAGGCUGCUUGCAUGUUAAGGUACCAGAAGUGUUUGGUGGCCCGUCCGCCAUCUCAGAAGACCUGCUCGCAGGUGCCGCCUUCAGACUCAGUGACGCGCCGCGUCUCCACCAGCGUGAAGCGCGGCGUCCUGUCCCUCAUCGACACGCUCAAGCAGAAGAGACCCGUCAAUGAGCUUCCUCAGUAGUUCUACACGUUGGCAUACUGUGCCCCCCCCCCCCCCCCCCCCACACACACACACACACUUACUUACCCCCACGCACGUGUUCAAUCAGCAUGUCCGUAGCCUUGGAAGGAGGACGAAAGGGUGACAAAGAGACAUGAGACUGUGUCCAUGCCAAGAAAAGACUCAAAACACACUCUUCUACACACACACACACACACACACACCUCAUAAACUAUCUCUGUUUGUUGUGUUCCUGUACAUCACUCAUGCAUUAUCUGCUAAUCUGCACGGGGUGCCACAGCAGCUCUCCAGCAUGUCACACAGCAGGCGACAAGCGCGAGGCUGGAAAUGUUCCCAGAACUGGUGUUCGAGGAAGAUCAGAGUGUGUGUGUGUGUGUGUGUGUGUGUGCGCGCGUGUGUGUGCAUGUGUGUGCACGCACGCAUCUAAAAUACUUAGGAUAGAUCAAAUAUGGCCAAUUAACCUCACUAGAGCUUCCUCUGCACAAUCCUAGCUGGCUGCAGUGGGUGGGUGGGUGUGUGCAGUGUGCUUCAUCACUCCUAAAGUGUGUUUAGAGGACCUCUGAUGUCCUACACAACGCAUGUGUGUUUUCUUUUUCUGCUUCCUGUGUCAAAGUCUUCAACGUAGUUAUCAUUGCUGGUGUCGGUGUAAGGAUGGACAGAUGCAAGGAUGAGGAUUGUCGGAGGAAGAAAAACGGAUGACAUGAGCCUGCGCCGCUGCUAAUGUAUAAAUACAGAUCAAAGCUUUCACCAAAAAGACUUCUAGUGUACUAGAGGGCGGCUGCUUUUAGCGGGACUGUCCUGACAGACUCUGGACUAAUCCUCGUCAAUGCUGACAAAGAUCUGUAGAAUGUAAUCUGACACACACACACACACACACACACACACACACACACACACACACAAAAAGGCAACCGUGGCGGAAGCGGAUUUGUCUGAGUUGGAGAAGCCCUGCAGGUACGCUCCUGCCAUUUUCGCACUGACAUUGUCUUUAUGUGUGCUUUUGGGUUCGGGUUGCCUGAAACCCCAAGAUCCCCUUUGUAACACCCCUACCGCCAUCCCACCUUCAACUCACCACCUGCUUUAGGCCAGAUGCGGGUGAGAGAUCAGCUCGAGUGUCCAUUGGGUUGCAAACACGCUGGACCUCAAGGAACUUGUUUAAGCAGUGCUUGCAGGCGAACAGGACAUUUGAGCCGAACCACACCCUCAAAUGGCGAAAAUCAAAACGCUACUUCAGCUCAACGCCUGCGGCCGUCACCUGGAUGCUACCUUUAGCGUUUUUGAAUCACCCAGCAACAUCUGGCGUCGGCUUCUCAUACCCACCUGUGUGCGUCUGUGAUCUUGCCGCACUCUAGGGUUUGUAGUUCUUCCUGCCAUAUGAAAUGUAGUCCUAGCACUCUCCCUGACAGCAGGAGUCGAGCAGUCACCUGUGUGUAUAGUAUCUAUAUAACAUGCAAACACUUAUCACAUUAUAAGCUAUUACAUCUUUUUUUCUCUUUUUUUAAAUUUUGAAAUGUUUUAUUUCGUCAGUUUGUUUUGUACUACUUUGCCUUGGCAUGUCUUGUGAACAUUUUGGCCAAACUGUAUAAAAAAAUCAUUGUAUGUGUUGUAGAUAAAAACAAAGGACAAUGACCGAGAUGAAACAGAACAAAAGAAAGAUGAUUCUAUUUUAUGGUCUUUAAGGGACCUUGGCUGUAAGAAAUUGGGAAGGAACCAUAGGCGUCUAAUCUAUGCAUUCUUUUAGACUCUGAGGACAACCUGAGGAAAACAAACCCAGAAAAGACAUAUUGCCUUGCAUGUCCUGGGACAUUUACAGAAGAAGGAGAAGAUGUACUGAACAGAAAUGAUAUUUUUUAUUUUAUUUAUUCUAUUUUGUAUCAGUAUAUACUGGUUGUCAUCUAUUCUAUGCUCAGACAUUCUCUUCACCAUUGCUCACACUAAAAGCAUCACAUAUUUCUGAAGAAGUAAAAACGGGAACGAAGAACCUUUAAAAUCCACAACCUUGUACAGUCGCCCUGGUAACCGUGUGAAGGUUGAUGUUCACUCACAGAAGUUGCCAUGAUUACCGCAAAUCUAGUAGGAACAACUGCACUAAUCAAAUGCCAACAUUUUCUCCAGAAUAACAAGUCGGAGCUGUUUAAGAAAAUAUAUUUUGCCAGAUGUUGUCCAGAGGAGGAAACACUUUAAAAGAAAAAUGGCACACCGAUGUUUCUCACUUACUAAUUUAAAAACAAAACAAAAAACAAAACAAUUAUAUCCAGUACUGUUGGAGAAGUCGCUCGAAACCCAUGUGUCCCACCCUUGUACUUUCUAGCACACCUUACUAUGCUUUGUCCAGGUUUAGCAUGUGUGUGUGCGCAGCACAGAUUUCACAGAUUUAAUUUCUGUGCAGUUUGACCUUCAGAUUAUUUACAAAUAUUUGACAUGUAUACAGGUGUAUGUCCCAUAUGCACAGAGCAUACAGAUCGGUCAGACAUGCCCUCAGUGACGCGACAGUCCUAGUGUUCCUAGUAGACUCCGAACUGCACUUCUCCUUUUCCCCGACCCUGUUUUGUUUUGUCCUCUCUAAAAGGUGGAUGGUCCCCAUCCACUCACUCAAUUUGCACUUGCAGCACAGAAGGGUGUGCAAACCCACAGGACGACUCUCCUCUCACAUGGUACCACACUGGCUGUCUCCUAAUUCAACAGAGGUUUAAAUUCCUGGUCUCUCUCUCACACACACACACACAUACUUGCAUUCUUGUGGAAACGUUGGCUUCUUCUGCUCUACAAUAAUUUGUACACGAUAUUAAAUGUAAUCUGUUGUGAGAAUAAACAGCAUAUCACGAUAAUGA